UUACAGACACACCCACGCCUUGUCCUGACAAGCUUUGCUUUCUUGCGGGUUGUGAUGGUUGCUCGAGGCUGUGUUCUUUGGCGACAGAAUCAGUUGCGUCAGGUCAAGGUUGGGGGAGCUAAGAAAUCCAGGCGUCACUCCAAAGUCUGA
Molecule: messenger RNA, 150 nt
Organism: Pyricularia oryzae 70-15
Lineage: Eukaryota; Fungi; Ascomycota; Sordariomycetes; Magnaporthales; Pyriculariaceae
Exons: 2
Source: RefSeq, a predicted model, not a curated record